AAUUCUACUGCAUUGUGAUUCCUUUUCAUCACAACCACCAUACCAUCCUUCAUAUACUUCGUUCUAUUCUAUUCCCACAUCCACUAGCAGCCCGUUUCCAUUUUCCGCUCGCAAGUUUUCUCUUCCCUCCCGGGCAAUGUACAGCAUCGCCCGCUCGGGGCGUUUCGCCUCUAGAGCUGUCCGACUAAUCCCCUCCACCUUCACCCUUGCUCCCUCUGCCUCUUUCAUCCCUCGACAUCUUCCUGCAAGAGUCAUUGCAUCAAGCUACUCUUCUUCGACUCCUCGAUUUUCACAAUAUGGACAAUAUGCCCAGACUGAAUAUACCUCAGUCUCCAAUGCAGAUGCGGGAGACUUUGGCGCCGAAGACAUCUCCAACGUCAAACGCGAAUUUUCACAAUUUGCAGAGUUGGGUCAGGCCGGGAUCAUCGACAAGAGAGUCAUCAAUACCAUAGUCAACAGCAUGGGAAUCCAUACCAUGACCGAAGUUCAACGCAUGACCAUCAACGAGUGCUUGGACGGCACAGAUGUCAUCGCCCAGGCUCGGACUGGUACCGGUAAGACGUUGGCUUUCCUUAUGCCCAUUGUCCAACGCGUAUUGAAAGAUAGCAAUAUCGAUUCCAACUCUCGCCGUGCCGAUAUUGGCGACACAAGAGCUCUUAUCAUCUCCCCAACAAGAGAAUUGGCUGAGCAGAUUGCCGUCGAAGCCAAGAAGAUCGUUCAAGGAACCAACGUCGUCGUCCAGACCGCCGUUGGCGGCACUCAAAAAGCCUUCCAUCUUCGAUUGAUGCAGCAGCAAGGCUGUCACAUUCUUGUGGGCACUCCCGGUCGAGUCAAGGAUCUAGUCUCAGACCCUUACAGCGGCGUUCGCCUCGACAACAUCCAAACCUUUGUUCUCGACGAGGCCGAUCGACUUCUUGAUAUUGGCUUCGGGCCCGAAAUCGACGAGAUCCAGAGGUACAUGCCCUCGCGUCGAGAAAGGGAUCGUCAAACCCUGAUGUUCUCGGCAACCAUCCCCCGUUCUGUCGUGGGCGUAGUCAAGUCAACCAUGAAGCCUGAUUUCAAGUUUGUUCGAACCGUCGAUCCUGAAGAAGCUGCAACACAUGAAUCUAUCCCCCAAGUAGCCUUGAUUAUUCCAGGCCUACAAAAUCAAAUCCCUACCAUUGUCGAGGUUGCUCAAAAUGCAAUUGAAGAGCACAAGCGUGAUCCAACAACCAACAUGCCGUUCAAGGCCAUCCUUUUUUACAACUCAGUGAACGAAGCCCAUCUCGCUCAUGAAGUCUUGUCAAACCUGCGCGACCCCGCCGACCAGGGUGGCAUGUUUGCUCCUCAUCCUUUGGCGCCCUGCCGAAUCUUCGUCAUGUCCAGCCAGCUCGAUCAAUCGCAACGCACUCGUAUGUCUGACGGUUUCCGAAAUUCUGAAAGUGGAAUUUUGAUCUCCACUGAUGUCAGUGCCCGUGGAAUGGACUUCCCCAACGUCUCACAUGUCAUCCAAGUCGGCCUUCCACGUUCCACCGAAGACUACGUUCAUCGUCUGGGACGGACAGGUCGUGCUGGCAAGAGUGGCAAAGGAUACAUAAUUGUCACUGCCGACGAACGUUACGAAUUGGCCCGACUCAAGAAACAGAUCCACACUAGCAACUUUAGCGAAGAGAGCCUUCCCACCAGUUCCCUGGAUAUGACUCAACCAUCACACCUUGCUCCAGAGACUGCUCGCAUCAUGCAGAUGGUCAAGGUUGGUGUAUCCCGGGCAUCAAACCAAUUGAAGAGCAAAGCAUACCAAACCAUGCUUUCCUCCGCGUCGCAGUCUCCCGUCGGUCGUACAAAACAACAAGUUGUCGAUAUGGUCAAUGCCAAUGCAACAUACGGUUGGGGAAUGGCACGCCCGCCAACUGUGAGCCCAAGGUUCUUCCACAAAGGAGGCUUCGACGGGACGGUCGGUAUCACCGUGGAACAUGAGGAUAGACCGCAACGUGAACAAUCACCAAGGUGGCGCCACCAAUCAGAAGACCUUAGGAACGCAAGCCCGAACGAUUUUACUAGCGGCGGAGCUUACGGCCGGACCAGAGGCUACAGAGAUAGCCGGGGUGUCCGUGGUGCCUUUGGUGGCAGUCGAGGAUCAGACUCGGAUGGUUUCUCGAGAGGUUUCUCUCGUGAAAGGAGCUUUUAAGCCGCUCCUUGCUCGUUCAAUAUCGGACGACAAUGGCGACACCAGUCGUGGGAUUUUCUAGACGGUGACCAAGACCACGGCACUUGGAUUUUACGACGCACCUGCUUUCGAAUACAAAAUCGCCGACACACAAUGAACGGCUUAAAGAAGGAUACACGCGACUCAUCCUCAAGACAUUCACAUUGUCAUAUUUACAAACCACUUGAUGGCGCAGCGCAGCAACAUCAAGGGCACUCACUCACCGGCAUGUCCCCACUUACGCCAUAUUCCCCAUAUCUUGCUCCCCACCCAACACCAACCGUCCGCUCGAAGUACUUCAUCCCGACCUUGCAAGCCGUGCGACAAACACGGAAAUCGCAAUCAAGCAGACUCCAAUCCAGCACGUCAAGCCACAUCGAGGACAACGACCACGACCACAGUUGGUGUUUCACCUGUAAAUAUAGAAGGAUAUUUUUGGGUUCGUGCAUGAAUUUUGCUCCAGGAGUCCUACUUGGUGUUAUGUGGAAAUCGGGCGAUAUUCAUUCUCUUUUCCGUUCUUGUCUUGUCCUGUCUACAUACACUACCUCCAUUACACCACACAACAACAUCCCUACAACACGCCUUGUCUCGAUAUGCGAACCACGACCACCCCAUUCUUCGCCAUCUGUGCAUAUGACGCCUUCUGGAAGUGAGGGUUUGGCUGUGCAUAUGAGGGAAUGUCGAUUAAUAACAGAAUCAUUUCGGCGAUGGAGGGGGGACAUGGCGCGAAUUGUCUUUUGUACAGGAAAGGAAAAACUUGAAUCUCCCAAUACCAAUGACAUAUUUAAACUAAAUUUGUUCUCGUUCUUG
This is a messenger RNA of Exophiala mesophila, 2995 nucleotides long. RefSeq lists its product as uncharacterized. The record is from RefSeq and is a predicted model, not a curated record. NCBI's taxonomy places the organism in Eukaryota, Fungi, Ascomycota, Eurotiomycetes, Chaetothyriales, Herpotrichiellaceae. Gene Ontology annotation, molecular function: ATP binding; nucleic acid binding. Gene Ontology annotation, cellular component: mitochondrion. The coding region runs from base 137 to 2167 and encodes 676 amino acids. The transcript has a single exon.